Caretta caretta (loggerhead turtle) is the source of this 3688-nucleotide messenger RNA. RefSeq names its product guanylate cyclase activator 1C (gene GUCA1C). Lineage: Eukaryota; Metazoa; Chordata; Testudines; Cheloniidae. Gene Ontology annotation, molecular function: calcium sensitive guanylate cyclase activator activity; calcium ion binding. The record is from RefSeq and is a predicted model, not a curated record.
AUGUUUGACACUAUGGGAGCCAGUGCAUCAGCGGAUGAUAUUAACGCCAUGGAAAUCCAUCACUGGUACACAAAAUUUAUGAAGGAGUGCCCAUCUGGACAGCUUUGUCUUCAUGAAUUUAAACAUGUUCUAGGUCUGCAAGGUCUUACUCAAGAUGCAAACAAGUACGUUGAACAAGUAUUUCACACUUUUGACAUGAAUAAGGAUGGAUUUAUAGACUUUUUGGAGUUUAUAGCUGCAAUAAAUUUGGUUAUACGAGGGAAAAUCGACCAAAAACUGAAAUGGUAUUUUAAGCUGUAUGAUGCUGAUGGCAACGGAACCAUUGACAAAAAAGAACUCCUAAGCAUAUUCAUGGCUAUCCAGGCUAUUAAUGGCAACCAGAGUAUGACUCCUGAAGAGUUCACAAACAUGGUAUUUCAGAAGAUAGAUGUAAACAAUGAUGGGGAACUGACGUUAGAAGAGUUUAUCAAUGGUGUGGAAAGCGACGCGAGCCUCUUGGAACUGAUUUCAAAAAGUUUUGACCUUUCCAAUGUACUUAAGGUCAUACAAAGUGGGAGGCGGCAUAGCAUCUGAGGUUUUCUGACCCUGAGUGGGGUAUGUGAUACCAUGGAUAUUGCAGGGAAGAUAAUAUUUAGUACUUUCACAGAGCUUUAAAUCUUCCAAGCUUUGCAUAGACAGUCAUCGACGUCAAACUCCAGAAAUAAUUGUCACUUCAGAGAUUUCACCCUUGACUCCAUACCUUUCUUUCUUUCUUGUCAAUGGAUGUAGCAACCACUGAACAUGAAACUUUAUCCACACACAAUAGUAAAUCUAUUUGUUGCAGUACUACCAGCCUCUCUGAUCACUAUCAACACCAUUCUGAAUAAUGGAUCAGCACUGACAACAGUACAAAAAUUAACCUUUGCAGAAGACCUUGAGCUAAUGUAUUGCUUCUUUUAAGUACAGGUUGUUUAACCUGCAAUUUACAAUGUGGUGAUAAACCAUUAGAUAGGAUUGGCUUUAUCUGGAUCAAUCAAGAAUGAAGCAUGGUUUGUACUAACUUAACAUUUGCACUAAUCAGUGCUUAAAAUAGGAGUGGAUUAUCCGCAAAACACCUCAAUCAGCUUACUGUGCCCGAGAUAAACAUCCAUUUGGAAAAGCUGUUCUCGGUUUUAUUACAUCUGUAAAUUAAAAUGACUUAAUGCUUUGAUAUUCAAUGGGGGGCUUAUUAAACCUAGUUUUCUUCUCACCUUAAUCUUAAUGCAACCAUUAAUCAAUUCAUUAGCCUUUGGAACUGUUGAGUUACAUGGCUCUUUAUGGAGUAAUUAUUAAAAAGUCCAGAAGACAGUUUAAAAAAACCCACAAUUUUACUUUAUAAAUAAUAAGAUUAGUUGCCUGAGCUGAAAAGAAACUUCAUGAGCAGACUGCAGAGGGAGAAUUAUAGUUCUCUCUGGCUCCAUUGAGGAUUGAGUCUCUCUCAAAUCUGCAACAGGUUAUCAAAUUACAAGCAUUAUAUUAUAAGAAUAAAUUCUCAUUGGCUGAUCAUACCAUAGGGUAUGAUCACACUGGUGCUAGAUGCUUUUGAAAGCACCAGCUUCAUGCACAUUAAUGCUUGCAUGGGCUAUUGCACCACAUAGAUGAACAAAAAUUUUUAAGACUUGAAAAUGAAAGUGUUUUUCUCCCAAAUUCACUUCAAAUCUGUGUCCAAUUGCACAUGAUAUGUGCCACAUCAUCUGUAAUUAUUCUACCAGUUGCUGGUUUGAUCAAUAAAGCAGACAACCAGCAACACUUGACAUUAUAAACAGUCCUGACAUUAUAGCUUUGACAUUUAAAUCUUUUAUUUCCCUUCCAAAAAAUGGAAUGAUAAAUGAGACUGCUGGUGGGUUAGAACUUUAAAAUCUUCUAUUUAUUCAUUAUUGACACAUUACUAUGUCAACAUCAGUAUCAUUUUUUUUCAACUUAAGGACUAAGAGUGAGCUUGAAAAAAAUGAUAAGGAAUACUUCUGUUUUAGACUCUUUUGUGGGCAUUUAUAAUUCAAAAUGGGCUUUGAUUUAACACACAAAGUUCAGUGUUAAUAGUGUUAUUUAGUCAAUUUUAGUACAAUGAAAUUGUUAGGUUUUAGCCUAUUAAACAAGUGAACUAAUUAUUUUUUAAAACUGAUUACUACACAUCUAUUAUGACUUUUUUCAUAAGGGGUUUUUACUAUGCAGAGAUGUUUUUUUUAAUUGCCUAACUAUUGUAUCUAACUGUAAUGACAUGAUAGAAAUGACCAGGUCACAAGGAGUGUUAUGGUCUAUGAAAGGAAUAAUGAACAUGAGAAAUCUUUGUUGACUCUUUGUUAAACUAUGGGCAGAUCUACUCUUAGGCCAUGUCUACACUUUCAAGCUUACAGUGGCACAGCUGUACUGAUUUUUCACACCCCUGAGUGAACAAAGUUUUGCCGACAUAAGUGCUAGUGUAGACAUGGCCUUAGACGCUGCAGCUAUGCCACUGUAGCACUUCAGUGGAGUUGCUACUUAUAUUGAUGGGAGGCCUUCUCCUGUUGGUGUCAGUACUCUACUUCCCCGUGAGGCGGUAUCUGUGUUGAAAGGAAAAGUCCUCCCCUUGCCAUAACACUGUCCACACUAGGAGGUUGGUGGGUUUAAUUGCAUUGCUCAAGGGUAUGGAUUUUUUACACGCUUGGGUGAAGUAGUUAUACCAAUCUAAUUUCCCUGUCUAAACCAGGCCUAAUACUUAAAGGAGGAACUGAAAUGCCAAAAUAUCAUACAUUAAGAUUAUUACUAUUUUUAUAUUUGUAUUACGGUAACAUCUCGGAGCCCGAGCCAGAACCCCAUUGUAUUAGGUGCUGUAUAAAUACUAAAGGACUGUUUAGCAGAAACCCAGGUCAUUAAGAAACAAUUAGUCUCUUUCUGCUGUGCCUCAAUAUUGCAGCACAUUUGCCAUCUCAAAAUUUUGCUCAUCAUUGGUCUCUGCAUUAGUUCUUCAUAUGUUUGGUCAUGUACAAGGGUUUUUAUGUAUAUACACAUAUAUAAUUUUUUCUUAGUUGCUUAAGAUAUAUUUCCUUUAGCUAUCUGAGGAGACAAUUUGAUGUACAGGUGCACUAUGAAACAAAUGCAUUAUGGCUACAGGUUUACCAUUGAUUCCACCCCUUUGAAUUCGUCACCUGCUCAUCUAGCAUUUGCAAUGAAAUUGGGUGACAUCUGGAAAGUGUGUCAAUUUUGACAGCCUAAAGGUUUGCUCAGAGCCAAAUUACAACAACAGGUCAAGACCCUCGGACCCACCUGUAAUGGAUGUGGAGCUGUACUGUAAUAAUCUAUGAAUCGCGUAUGUUGACCUGGUUAUUGGAAUGUUUACAGUAUGGAUAUAAUGGUUUCAUCAAAGGAGCAAUGCAAGGAAAAACUAGCAGGAAGCCAAUGUAUAGCUCAAGGUAAGCCACCUCUCAGCAAACGCUUGAGAGUUGUUACAGGACCAUGUCAGAGGCAUUUGGCUCGAUCUCCUGCUGAGCCUACCAGACUGAUUUUGUCCCAACUCCUCACUACACAGAAGCACAAAAGGAUUAUAGCAGUUUAUAAAGGAAUACCCUCUUCAAGAGAGGGGGAAAUUUUGGGGGGGGAACCAGGCAAAGACUGACACCUGCAGGGGACAUCUGAAAAAAUGAGGCCUAUCUAUGUAACCAUCAGAGUAUGGUAGGGACUUGGGUAAGAUAGA